Misgurnus anguillicaudatus (oriental weatherfish) is the source of this 8073-nucleotide messenger RNA. The record is from RefSeq and is a predicted model, not a curated record. NCBI's taxonomy places the organism in Eukaryota, Metazoa, Chordata, Actinopteri, Cypriniformes, Cobitidae.
CUAUAAUAUUUCGUGUGAUGUCUGUGUAUGCACAAAUACAUCUGUGAGCUGUUGACACUGUGCCCCCUUAAAAAAAGUUGUUGCAUGACGCCCCUGGUCAACAGUGAAACUAACUUAAAGGUCACGUUUUCCUAAUCCUAUUUUUUAAACCCUAGUUAGUGUGUAAUGUUGCUAUAAUAGCAUAAAUAAUACUUGUAAAAUGAUAAAGCUCACUGCCAGGCAAUAUAUUUUCUUUAACAGAAUUCACCUUUCAAAGCUUACAGCGAACGGCCGGUUUGGACUACAGACCUCUACUUCCUGUUUUAAUGACUACAAUAGAACAGUUUUUGACUAAACCCCGCCCACAAGAAUAUGUCAGUCGCCAGCUUAGCUAACGGCAAGCUAAUCAGCCUGUUUUGAGGACAGUGAAAACAGCGCUUUAGAGAUGAGUAAAUUAUGUGAUUCCAUACAGGUGAAAAACCCUUAAGUGUGACUAGACGUUUGCUCUGUCAAGUCACUUCCCUUCUGGAAAAAAAAACAAUAAAACCUUUACAGAAAUUCCUAAUGGUUUCCAUUAGGUUUUACCAUUAAAAUCACUACAAAAUAUCUUCCUUUGAACUAAUUAAACGUCUGACCGAACAUCUUAAACUGUCAGUGCCUUAAAAUUAGCAGUUUAGGUGCCAAGCUGUUAAAAAGUGUAUGUGUGUAUGUGUCCGGGAGCAAACAAACUGUUCAUAAUAGUGUUAAUAAAAUAUGAAAAACAACAUGAAUUAACACAUUUAUCAUUUUUAUGUCCCAUUUAUCUCUUUUAAGAACUCAUUAAUUUUAUAUUGUGUGCUAUCAUUAAUUGUUCAUUUAAGAAAGGAACUGUUCAGAUUAUUCAGUAAAUUCUUUGUUCAUUUUUACUAUGAUUACGUCUCCUGACUUCUGCUAUAGGCCUAUUCUCUCGGCUGGUAAAUGAAAGUUUACAUAAUUAUUCAGUAUUUUGUCAGUCUUUUUAUUCUUUCUAGGAAAGUUAAAGAACCUGUUUUUGCAUUGAUAUCAUCUUGUCCAGAUGCACAGUUUGAUGUGGUAGCACAAUAGAAAUGAACUGCAAGAGCUUGUAGAGGAAUAAAGACUGCUGAGAGGAACACCACUAUUUGAGUAUAUGUUGCAUAAAUGGACAAGUUUGUCACACUUUCACUGCACAGAUACAAUAUAUUGUAUAACAGGUUUCUUUUUACUUUAUUAUUAUGACAAUCACAGUUGAAUGUGAUGUGGUAAUAAAAAAGAAAAAAUGUCAUUGUACAGGUAAAUUUACAGAUGAAAAUAAGGCUUUAUACUUCAACUGCACGUUUCAUUUUCAUAUAUUUAAGAGAGAAUAGUUUAUCAGAAAACAAAAAAAAAACAUGGUUUUACUACACCUAAAAAAACAUGGUAACUGUAGUAACACAAUUUUAAAAUUCGUAGUUAAACCUUGACUAGUGUAGUAAAAUCAUGGUUUUGCUGAUAGUAAUCACUACACAAAAACCAUGGUUACUACACUUUUACCAUAAUAAAACCAUGUUUAAUAAAGGAAGGUACCAUAAUGUGUGUUAUUAAUGGUUCAGUUCACUAAAUUGCAGUUUAAUUGUCUCGUGUAGGCAGUGUUUGAAUCAACAAUGAAUAUCUACAUAUAUUUUAAUAUUUGGUGCAGAUCAUUACACUGUUUAUCUUAUAUUGUGUACACUCUCACACACUGUACACCCUACUGACACACCAGAAACAACAGAGCCGUAAAUCUGCCUCCAGAUCUGCAGCCUCCUCAUACUCACUUGAAAAGCAGUGAGCGUCUUCUGUCUCCAGUACAGCAGGAGGCGCUGCAGCUCUUUAGUCCGCAAAUAAACUCACUAAAGAAAGAAAGAGCGCGCGUGUGAUGUGUUUGUGUAUCCUCAGUGUUUUUCUCUCUUGCAUGUUUCAUUGAGUGUAAACAGAGUCUUGUCUCUGUGUAUUUAAGAGUUGAGAUGAUGAGAUGUGAUGUGCUGUAAAUGAGUAGGAACUGAUCUGUCCGUGCUGAAUAUAUUCAUGAUUUCAUCACAGAAAACUCUCAGCUGAAGAAAGAGGUGGCGUUAUUGGAGACAAAGCUGAGGUCAAGAGGAGAUUUAACAAUGAAACGAGAGGAUGUGGAUUGUUGUGAAUCUUCAGUGUAUGUGACUGAUGAUGGGAGUCUGGAUUCAGUGUGGAUGAGCAGAGAUCAGAGCCGCACACCACAGACACUGCUGGACUCUAAACUCUCUGAAGAGAAAUCCAGACACACACAAGACUCCGAUCUCAGUCUGACUUUACUCUGUUAUACUGAGUCAAAGCUCACAGACACUCAGGACACUACAGUGUGUGACAGUAAACAGAGCUUACAGGAGGAUCAAACCUCCACAGAGUCUCUGGAUUCUGUCUGUAACGCUGGAGAACAGCAGCAGAUCCUGCAGACCAAACUGAAGAUGUGUUCAGUUAAACUCAUUGACUUCAAGAACCUCAUGAUGAAGAUUAAAACUGAACCCACAGAAAUCAAAACUGAACCUAAAGAAAUCAAAACUGAACCCACAGAAGAGGAAGAUCCCACUGAGGAAGAUGAUGAUUUUAUUCCAUCAGAUGUGAAGAGUGAUUCAUGUUUGGAUAUAGAAAUAACAUCCUCAACAUCAAAAGAGCAACUGACAGCACAAACUCUUUCCUGCAUCACCUGUGGAAAGACAUUCAGCUCACAGAGACAUUUAGAGAGACAUGAGAGAAAACACACAGAACAGAAACUCUUCACCAGAUCUGAGAUCAGCUUUACUACCUUACAAGAGAAGAAACUUCAUUCAGAAGACCACAGAGAGAAGAAGAAGAAGCAGUUUCACUGUGAGCAGUGUGGGAAGAUUUUUGUCUCUUCCCAUAAUCUAAAUGUUCACAUGAGGAUACACCGUGAUGAAAAGCCUUUCUACUGCACUGAAUGUGGAAAAUACUUCAAAACCAAACACAAUCUUAAAGUUCAUCAGAGAGUUCACACAGGAGAAAAACCUUAUGAGUGUCCUCACUGUGAGAAGAGAUUUAGCCGUAAACGUGGUCUGAAGACACAUGUGCGUUCACACACCAAUGAGAUACUCUAUCAGUGCAGUGAAUGUGACAAAACCUUUAGGGAUUCAGGCUCUUUAAAAAAACACCAGAAUACUCACAUUAAAGAGAAACUCCAUCAGUGUUCACACUGUGAUAAAUGUUACGGUCAUAAAUAUCAGCUGAUAGUCCAUGAGAGAGUUCAUACUGGAGAAAAACCUUAUCACUGUAGUGUCUGUGGGAAGAGUUUUAGUCAAAAAACUACAUUACUAUGUCAUAAGAGAAUUCAUACAGGUGAAAAACCUUACAAAUGCUCUCAGUGUGACAUGACAUUUGCUUAUUCAGGUCACUUCAAAGUCCAUCAGAGACUUCAUACUGGAGAGAAACCUUACGUCUGCUCUCACUGUGGAAAGAGCUUCUCUAGUUCAUCUAAAUUAAGAGUUCAUCAAAGAGUUCAUACUGGAGAGAAACCUUAUCACUGUAAUGUUUGUGGGAAGAGUUUUAGUCAUCAAACUACAUUACUAUGUCACAAGAGACUUCAUACAGGUGAAAAACCUUUUAAAUGCUCUCAGUGUGACAUGACAUUUGCUUAUUCAGGUCACUUCAAAGUCCAUCAGAGAGUUCACACUGGAGAGAAACCUUACGUCUGCUCUCACUGUGGAAAGAGAUUCUCUAGUUCAUCUCAAUUCAUAGUUCAUCAGAGAGUUCAUACUGGAGAGAAACCUCAUCACUGUAAUGUUUGUGGGAAGAGUUUUAGUCAAAAAACUACAUUACUAAAGCACAAGACAAUACAUACAGGUGAAAGACCUUACAAAUGCCCUCAGUGUGACAUGACGUUUGCUCAGUCAAAUUCCUUAAAAUCCCAUGAGAGAAUUCAUACUGGAGAGAAACCUUAUCACUGUAGUGUCUGUGGUAAGAGUUUUAGUCAAGGGUCUUCAUUACUAAAGCACACGAGAGUUCAUACAGGUGAAAAACCUUUCAAAUGCUCUCAGUGUGACAAGAUGUUUACUUGUUCAAGUAACUUAAAAAAACAUGAAAGAGUUCAUACUGGAGAGAAACCUUAUCACUGUAGUGUCUGUGGUAAGAGUUUUAGUGUAAAGGCUACAUUACUAAAUCACAAGAGAAUUCAUGAAAAACCUUAUAAAUGCUCUCAGUGUGGCAUGACCUUUGCUCAGUCAGAUUACUUAAAAUCCCACCAGGGAGUACAUUCUGGAAUGAAAAGUUAUUACUGUAGUGUUUGUGGGAGGAGUUUUAGUCAAGGGUCUUCAUUACUAAAGCACAAGAGAAUUCAUACAGGUGAAAAACCUUUCAAAUGCUCUCAGUGCGACAAGAUGUUUACUUGUUCAAGUAACUUAAGAUACCAUCAGAGAGUUCAUACUGGAGAGAAACCUUAUCACUGUAGUGUCUGUGGGAAGAGUUUUAGUCAAGGGUCUUCAUUACUAAAGCACAAGAGAAUUCAUACAGGUGAAAAACCUUUCAAAUGCUCUCAGUGUGACAAGACGUUUGCUCAGUCAAGUCACUUACAAGCCCAUCAGAGAGUUCAUAUUAGUGAGAAACUAAUCAUCAAGAACUUCAAGGAAAGGGGUUCAAUUCUUGUAAAGAAGGCUUCAGGGCGUCCAAGAAAGUCCAGCAAGUGCCAGGAUCGUCUCCUAAAGAGAUUCAGCUGCGGGAUCGGAGUGCCACCAGUGCAGAGCCUGCUCAGGAAUGGCAGCAGGAAGGGGUCAGUCCUUGGCCCCAUCCUCUUCAUCCUCUACCUCACCCCCCUUGGCCAAAUCAUUAGUCGUCACAACAUUUCAUUUCACUGCUAUGCUGAUGACACACAGCUCUAUGUAAAGGCCACAGCUGCAACCCCAUCCUCACAGUCAUCACCCUCUAAACUUACCAUCUGUCUAGAGGAGAUAAACGUAUGGAUGGAGCAUAAUUUCCUUCAACUAAACAGCUCCAAAACCGAAGCCAUCCUGAUCGGCACUCCUCACCAGACAAAAUCCUCACCCAUAACCAGCAUCACAUUUUCUGGCUCAAACAUCCCCCUAUCAUCAACAGUCACAAAUCUUGGUCUAAAAAUGGACUCCCAACUUUCAUUUGAAGCCCAUAUAAAUCACCUCUGCAAGACCUCCUUCUUCCACCUCCGCAACAUUUCCAAACUCCGCCCCAUUCUCUCCCUCCCUGACGCCGAAAAGCUGAUUCAUGCUUUUAUCUCCACCAGAUUGGACUACUGUAACGCACUUUUCAUUGGGAUCCCCUCCAAGAAUCUGCAGAGGCUUCAGUACAUCCAAAACUCUGCAGCUAGGAUCCUGAUGAGAGUGCGGAAACAUGAACAUAUUACUCCUAUUCUCCACUCACUCCACUGGCUUCCCGUCUCCUCCAGGAUUGAGUACAAGUGUGUAUCCUCGGUGUUUUUCUCUCUUGCGUGUUUCAUUGAGUUUAAACAGAGUCUUGUCUCUGUGUAUUUUAGUGUUAAGACGAUGCGGGACACUACAGUGUGUGACAGUAAACAGAGCUUACAGGAGGAUCAAACCUCCACAGAGUCUCUGGAUUCUGUCUGUAACGCUGGAGAACAGCAGCAGAUCCUGCAGACCAAACUGAAGAUGUGUUCAGUUAAACUCAUCGACUGCACGAACCUCAUGAUGAAGAUUAAAACUGAACCCACAGAAAUCAAAACUGAACCCACAGAAAUCAAAACGGAACCCACAGAAAUGAAAACUGAACCUACAGAAAUCAAAACUGACCCCACAGAAGAGGAAGAUCGCACUGAGGAAGAUGAUGAUUUUAUUCCAUCAGAUGUGAAGAGUGAUUCAUGUUUGGAUAUAGAAAUAGCGUCCUCAACAUCAAAAGAGCGACUGACAGCACAAACUCUUUCCUGCAUCACCUGUGGAAAGACAUUCAGCUCACAGAGACUUUUAGAGAGACAUGAGAGAAAACACACAGAACAGAAACUCUUCACCAGAUCUGAGAUCAGCUUUACUACCUUACAAGAGAAGAAACUUCAUUCAGAAGACCACAGAGAGAAGAAGAAGAAGCAGCAAUUUCACUGUGAGCAGUGUGGGAGGAUUUUUGUCUGUUCCUCUGAUCUAAGUGUUCACAUGAGGACACACAGCGGUGAAAAGCCUUUCUACUGCACUGAAUGUGGAAAUUACUUCAAAACCAAACAAUAUCUUAAAAUUCACCAGAGAGUUCAUACUGGAGAAAAACCUUACGAGUGUCCUCACUGUGAGAAGAGAUUUAGCUGUAAAUAUAAUCUGAAGAGACAUGUGCGUUCACACACCAAUGAGAGACCGUAUCAGUGCAGUGAAUGUGACAAAACCUUUAGGGAUUCAAGUUCAUUAAAAAAACACAAGAAUACUCACUUUAAAGAGAAACUCUAUCAGUGUUCACACUGUGGUAAACGUUUCUGUCAUAAAUAUCAGCUGAUAGUCCAUCAGAGAGUUCACACUGGAGAGAAACCUUACGCCUGCUCGCACUGUGGAAAGAGCUUCACUAGUUCAUCUAAAUUCAGAGUUCAUCAAAGAGUUCAUACUGGAGAGAAACCUUAUCACUGUAGUGUAUGUGGGAAGAGUUUUAGUCAACAAACUACUUUACUAAAUCACAAGAGAAUUCAUACAGGUGAAAAACCUUUCAAAUGUUCUCAGUGUCACAUGACAUUUUCUUAUUCAGGUCAAUUCAAAGUCCAUCAGAGAAUUCACACUGGAGAGAAACCUUACGCCUGCUCUCACUGUCGAAAGAGCUUCAGUAGUUCAUCUAAAUUCAGAGUUCAUCAAAGAGUUCAUACUGGAGAGAAACCUCAUCACUGUAAUGUUUGUGGGAAGAGUUUUAAUCAACAAACUACAUUACGAUGUCACAAGAGACUUCAUACAGGUGAAAAACCUUACAAAUGCUCUCAGUGUGACAAGACGUUUGCUCAGUCAAGUUCCUUAAAAUACCAUCAGAGAGUUCACACUGGAGAGAAACCUUAUCACUGUAGUAUCUGUGGGAAGAGUUUUAGUCAACAGUCAAACUUACUAAAGCACCAAAGAGUUCAUACAGGCGAUAAACCUUUCAAAUGUUCUCAGUGUAACAAGAUGUUUGCUUAUUCAGGUCAGUUACAAGCCCAUCAGAGAGUUCAUACUGGAGAGAAACCUUAUCACUGUAGUGUCUGUGGGAAGAGUUUUAGUCAACGGUCUUCAUUACUAAAGCACAAGAGGAUUCAUAAAUGCAAUCCACCGUGCCAUUUGCCGUUGCCAGUUAUAGGUCUCAUCACUGUAGUGUCUAUAGGUCAAACAAGAAGCCAUAUCUAAACAUGACUCAAAAGCGCAUGCGUUUUCUCUGGGCCAAGGCUCAUUUAAAAUGGACUUUGGCAAAGUGGAAAACUGUUCUGUGGUCAGAAGAAUCAAAAUUUGAUGUUCUUUUUGGAAAACUGGGACGCAAUUUCGUCUGGACUAAAGAGGACAAGGACAUUUCAAGUUGUUAUUAGUGCUCAUUAAAGAAACCUGCAUCUCUGAUGGUUUGGGGCUGCAUGAGUGCGUGUGGCAUGGGCAGCUUACACAUCUGGAAAGGCACCAUCAAUGCUGAAAGGUUUAUCCAAGUUGUAGAGCAACAUAUUCUCCCAUUCAGACAUCGUCUCUUUAGGGAAAACCUUGCAUUUUCCAACAUGACAAUUCCAGACCACAUACUGCAACAAUUACAACAUCAAGACUGCGUAGAAUAAGGAUCUCAAUACUGAAAUGGCCAGCCUACAGUCCAGAUCUUUCACCCACAGAAAACAUUUGGCGCAUCAUAAAGAGGAAGAUGCGACAAAGAAGAUCUCAGACAGUUCAGCAACUAGAAGCCUAUUUUAGACAAGAAUGGGACAACAUUUCUAUUCCUAAACAUUGGUCCUCCUCCAGCUGUUCCUUAUAUGUACAUUUAACUUUCCGGCCUCUUAUUGCUAACUGUCCCAACUUUUUUGGAAUGUGUAGCUCUCAUGAAAUCCAAAAUGAGACAAUAUUUGGCAUAACAUUUCAAAAUGAAUCACUUUCAACAUUUUAUAUGUUAUCUUUAUUCUAUUGUGAAUAAAAUAUACGUUUAUGA